Molecule: messenger RNA, 1107 nt
Organism: Scheffersomyces coipomensis
Lineage: Eukaryota; Fungi; Ascomycota; Pichiomycetes; Serinales; Debaryomycetaceae
Product: NAD(P)-dependent alcohol dehydrogenase
Exons: 1
Coding region: 1-1107 (368 amino acids)
Biological process (GO): alcohol metabolic process
Molecular function (GO): alcohol dehydrogenase (NADP+) activity; zinc ion binding
Source: RefSeq, a predicted model, not a curated record
AUGUCAAACUCUGUUCCUGCUCAAUUCUCUGGUUUCGCUGCUUAUGGUCCUGAAACUUGGAAUGAAACUCAUUUAGUUCAUUAUGAACCUAAAAAAUUCUUACCGGAAGAUAUCACCAUUAAGAUCAAAGCAUGUGGUGUUUGUGGUAGUGAUUGUCAUCAAAUCAAAGGUAAUUGGGGUCCUCAUCCAAGAUCUGAUUUAGUAGUUGGUCAUGAAAUAAUUGGUGAAGUAGUUGAAGUUGGUUCAGCUGUAACUAAACAUAAAUUAGGUGAUAUUGUUGGAGUUGGAGCUCAAUCUAAUAGUUGUGGUGAAUGUGAUAGAUGUUUAUCCAAUAAUGAACAAUAUUGUCCUAAACAUGUUUUCACUUAUGGAACUGUUGAUUUCAAAGCGGAUAAUUAUGUUACUCAAGGUGGAUAUGCUUCUCAUAUUAGAUUAAAUGCUCAUUAUGCUGCUUCAAUUCCAACUAAUUUAGAUAUCAAUGCCGCUGCUCCUUUAUUAUGUGGUGGAUUAACGGUUUAUUCUCCUAUUGUUAGAAAUGCGGGAUAUGAUUUAUCUAAUAAAACAAUUGGGAUUGUCGGUAUUGGAGGACUUGGAUCUAUGGCAAUUCAAAUUGCCAAAGCUUUAGGGGCUAAGAAAAUUUAUGCAUUUUCAAGAUCUGAUACUAAAAAAGCAGAUGCAUUAGGUUUAGGAGCGGAUGAAUUAAUUGCUACUAAAGAGAAACCAUUUUGGUUUAAGGAACAUUUUAAUGAAUUUGAUUUCAUUCUUAAUUGUGCUAAUUCGGGUAAAGGUGCAAAUUUAGAUCCAUAUAUUUUAGUAUUAAAAUUAAGUGGAAUUUUCGUUAAUGUUUCUGCUCCCCCUGUUAAUGAAAAAUUACAAUUUAGUGCAUUCCCUAUGAUUUCAAAUGGUGGAACUGUUAAAGCUUCUGCUAUUGGAUCUAUGAAAGAAGCGGAUGAAUUAUUGAAAUUAUUUGCUGAUAAGGGGUUAUCACCAUGGAUUGAAAAAAUUCCAAUCAGUGCUAAAGGUGUUAAUCAAGUUCUUACUAGAAUUAAUGACAGUAAUGUUAGAUAUAGAUUUGUCUUGACUGAUUUUGAAAAUGCCUUUAAUUAG